This is a messenger RNA of Helianthus annuus (common sunflower), 1868 nucleotides long. RefSeq lists its product as uncharacterized. The transcript is spliced from 4 exons. The coding region runs from base 444 to 1169 and encodes 241 amino acids. The record is from RefSeq and is a predicted model, not a curated record. Lineage: Eukaryota; Viridiplantae; Streptophyta; Magnoliopsida; Asterales; Asteraceae.
UAAAUUAAAGCAAUUAAACCUAGACGACGAUCAAAAUCACAUCAUAACCUCCAACGCGCUUUUAACUCGAUGGAGAUCCACAAUGCCCCUAUAUCUUCUCUCUUCUUGUUUGAAAAGCAGAUAUCUUCAACAGAGUCUCCAGGUAAUCCCCUACUUCUUGUUCAUCUUUUAUCAAUCUUUCUUUCUUCAUCUGCCAUGGCCACCAGGACUCAUUCCCAAACCGGUGAAUCAUCCGAGACUUUUACCCAACAGAAUCUUCUCAAAAAUCCUGAGAAAGAAGUCUGUGCCUUUGAUAAUGCAGACAUUGCGGCUUUGAGAGCUUCCGGUGCUUUUCCUGAUAACACAGUCUUUAGACCAUUCGAUCGGAUGUUUCUUCCACAGAUUGGAUUUGCUUUCCAGCAUACCCUUUUUCACUGGGUCUUCGAUACCCCUUUCCCGAGUUCAUGAUGCAAUUCUUCCGGACCACCGGCAUCUCUUUUGCUCAAACCAUGCCCAUGGUUUGGAGAGUAUUAAUCAUACUUAACCAAAUCAAAAGCCUUCACUGUCCCGACCUUUGUAUCGAGGAUCUGCCAAUCUCUUAUCGCCUCCGAUCUCACGGUUCUAGCCGAUUUUUGCUUUUUUCGACUUCCAACAAACCCCUUAUUCUUAAAGCUACUAAAAAUGAAGACGGAUGGCAACGCAAGUUCUUUUUCGUCAAACGAGACUCCAUUGCUGAGGGUGCCAACCUUCCGGUGGAGUGGUUAACCACCGUAAAUUUCAAGGAAGUAGCUCCCCCUACCGCUGAAUCAGAGGAAAGAAUCAAUACUGUUUACCGAUUACCUGCAAUAGACAGGAGUUUCACCACACAUAUCCCGAGUUCCAGUCAAUACUCGUCAUCUGAAAUGUCUGCCCCGACUAAGAUCCCUGAAGUCUUUGAUCUCGACGAGUUGGACAGCUAUUCUGAUCAGGUUCAGAUCAAGAAGGAACCCAAUCCUAAGGCCACAGCCUCAUCCAAACCCAGUGGUUCCAAAGUCAUUGUCAUCACCAAACCUUCGUCAACUACCAAGCCCCGGAGCUCCAGCUCUCGUAAAAGGAAAGAGCCCGACUCCCCCGUCAUCUCUGACACUUUUCCCUAUGAGAAGCACGGGUUCAUCGAAGCUAGCGGGUUUAUGACUUCCUUUCUUACCUAGUGUCUUGAACGUCUGGUUCAUCUAUAUCAAGAAUCCUGCGGACUUAACAAGACGCUUGAGUCCAAGUUGAAGGAAGCAGAAGUCACGAUCUCCGAUCAAGGCAUGAUUGCAGCCGCCAGAUCUCGUCACUACGAGGAGAAGUUCAAGGCUAUGAUUCAAGAACACCAAACUGCUCUCAACAAAGCUACUCUUCAAGCCCAAGCCGAUCUUGAAGCUGCCGAUGCGCAACAUGAACGGGAUAUGGUCAGCUACCGGGAUAGCCUUAAGAGUUCCGUCGUCACUUCUCUUCUCCAGGCCAGGCUGAAGAUGGCCCAUGAAGCCAAAACACUAGGUUUUGAAUGCCCUUCUUGGGAUGUUGGUGCCUGGGAAAUGAAGCUAAAGAAUCUUGGCGGCAUUUCUACCACACCAACUGCCGAAGGAUCUUCCAAAGUAGCUGAAAAAGCUAAUGAUGCUGAGAGGGAUGUUGAGGUGGAUCCCGAGACGGGUGCUGCUGAAAUUACCGCGAACGAAGAUGGCACUGCCCCCUAAAACUUAUUUCCUUUUGUUUGAACAAUCUUAUGUCUUAUGAACAAUUUUUAUUUCCGUAUCAAAACAAUUUGAUAGCCGAAGGUGGAUGGGUCCUAGGUUUCAGGAUGAAGCCUUUGGUUAUCAACUAGUACCGUUUAUUUCCAAUAAUUUCAUCUUUCAUUUUUCUUGCUA